CCAAAGUUGGUACAACUUAUGUUCAAAAACAGUAACAGAACUCUCACUGUCUCUAACUAAAACAGAAUACCCAAUUGUAUGAAAGCUCUUAAAUUUUCAAAAUCACCCCACAAGAAAAAAGAAAGGAAAAAGUUGUUAUAUCAGUAUGUGCUAAGGCAGUGAAACCACCUCUCAUAGUAAACAGAGUACUCAGCUUUUUCAAAGCAAUGAAAACCAAUUAGCAAGAAAGCAAUAAGAGAGAGGGAGAGAGAGAAAGAGAGAGAAAAUUGGGUGUUUGCAUGGAGAGGAUAUCAAUGGGAACAACUAUAACAAGGAGGGCUAAAGGGCAAUACCCUCCAGCACAGCCAACCCCAAGAAUCCUUCAUUUGCCACGCACUCGCAGGCCUAGAAGGAAAGUACCAAAGGCAAGUCCUUCAAAACUACCCAGUUUGCAGAAGGAGAGAAAAGGGAAGCUGGUGAGCUUGUUUGAUCAAGAAAGGUCAUUUACGAGAGGGGUUGUUCCAGUGGUGCUUGUGAGUCCAAGGGAGACUGAUGAGGAGAGGAGAAGAGAGAGGGUGGAGGAGGAGAGAGAAAAUAGUGGUGUAGUUUUGGUUGAAGAAGAGAAGUGGAGGUUCCAAGCUGAGAUGUUGAGAGCAGAAUGUAACUUGCUGAGGAUGGAAAGAGAGAUUGUUGUCAAGAAAAUGGAGAGAAGAAGGGUGCAGAUGGAGAGGACCUUGAAAUCUGCUGUUCAAACUUUGCUUUCUGGAAGAAAGAAUAUUUGUGAAGGAAAGAAUGUGAGCUUGGUACUGGAGGAGCAGAUCAAUGAUUUGGUGGAAAAAAUAGAAAAACUGCAAAAGAGGUCAGGAGUUAAAGACUUGGAGGUUAAAAAAUGUAGUAAUUUUGAUAAGCAAGUAUCUUUUCUCCAAAGGCGGUUAGAGAAGUUUGGAGGAAUCUCUGAUGAAGAAAUAUGUGUGAAGGAGAUUCGAGAGAUGGCAGAAUCAAGCUUGUCGGUUAAAAUGAGCUGUGAUAGGGAUGGGAGCUUUGUUUCAAAUCGCAACACAAAUUUGCAGGUGGAAAUUUUGAGAAGAAGGAUGGAGGGAUUGUCAAAGGGGGUUUUAUUAGAGAGAAUGGAGGAGGAAUAUGGUUCAAUGCUCUCUACAGCUAACAGUUCUGCCUCCAGUUCAGAGAGGAUUGAUUAUUCUGAUUUGUCAUUGUCAUCAAUGCAACAAUCAUACAAGGAGAAAAUUCUCCAUGAGGGAAGAGUUUGUUCAGGACAUUGCAAGGCUAUAGUGCAGAGGAUUGUAGAGCAAGUUCGUGCUGAGACUGAACAAUGGUCCCAGAUGCAAGAGAUGCUGGGGCAGGUAAGGGAUGAGAUGGAAGAAUUGCAGACAUCUCGAGAUUUUUGGGAAGAUCGAGCACUUGAUUCGGACUAUCAGAUUCAAUCCUUGCAAUCUGCUGUGAAAGAAUGGAGACAGAAAGCUCUCUCAUCUGAAGCAAAGGCUAAUGAGCUACAGGCGCAAAUAUCGUUGCUUCAUGUAGAGAUCGAGAGACUGAGGAAGGAAAGAGGUAGAAAAAUAUUGAGGGCCAGAGAUGUUUCACCAAUUAAGCAAGAAGCACAAAAUGAAACAGAGAAGCGGGUACUCCUCUGUCACUUAAAGGAAAACCGUUGUGCGAACAAUGAUGGUUGCAAUCAGAAGGAGCAUUUAAGAGAUGAAAGAAGAAAGACCCAAACAUGCACUGCUGGACUUCUUCCCAGACGAUCACCCCUGAUAGAAAUUGGUAAUAUGUCAGGACUGAUGAAGCAACAUGGUGAAGGAAUCUUGCCAUUGUUUUGCCUUCAUAAAGAGGAAAUGAAACGUUCAUUCUAGACGAACUGGAUCCUGAUCUGUAGGGCUAUCAAAUCGUUGGUUCACAGUUUUCACUGGUACACAAACUUGUGAGUACACAUAGUUCAUGAGCAGUACAUCACUGGGGUGGUUUUGAAGCUGUUCAUUAUUUUUACUGCUGCUUCUACCUUACAACAUUCAAGUGGAGUCUACAGAGAAAAGCGUGCGCAAUGUUGCGAAUCUAAUGCUGCUACAGCUAUUGGACAGUAGAUAAAUCAAGAUAGCAACAACACAAUCUUGAGCUGGCUAGUCAUGUAUGCAGAUGGUAAAAUUAAUCCUUCUAGUUAAUAUUGGCAGUUAAAACUUGCUUCUUUUUGUUGAGCUUAGAAUGUUUUAUCGUUGAUCAAAUAAAUUAGCAUUUGAAUGCCCAGCCAAUGUAUGCCGUAGUAUAAAACCAUACUAGAGGAUUUCCAUUCAUGGCAUCCGAAUGCCAUUAGACGGGUAUCCAAAUGCCUUAUUUUCAGCAUGACAUUCAAAUGUCUUUGGUCGGGUAUUCAAAUGUCAAAUUGAAACAGAAUUAUUUUUCAUUCUGAAAUGCAAGAGAUUCGAUUCCCUAUGCGUGGACAUUCAAAUAUUCAUAUG
Durio zibethinus is the source of this 2447-nucleotide messenger RNA. Lineage: Eukaryota; Viridiplantae; Streptophyta; Magnoliopsida; Malvales; Malvaceae. The record is from RefSeq and is a predicted model, not a curated record.